AGACACAGGAAGCUACGAGAAGUUCCUUUUUUGAAAUUCAUUCCGUUUCCGUCGUCGAGACGUUACUGGCGCGCUAUUUAUUUGAAGAUCACACAAUUUCAGCUAGUUCUUUGUGUUACGGAAUCUUUAGAAUUGAUUUCGCUCAAUUUUAAGACGGUUUUAUUAAUAACUCGGUUUGAUGGUAGAGUGGGAGGGACUAGGUAUGGGCUCGACUAGUUUUUUGACUAAGCCCAAGUCGGCCGGCUUCAGAGCGAAGAGUGGGUCCAGCGUAGGCUCCGACAGGGAGACGAACGGGAAAUUGAAAAGAAGUAAAAUUCGGAGGCCGAUGAAAAUGAAUGAUUAUGGAUUGAAACGGAUCCCGGAUUAUACGGAGCUGGCUUACAAGGAGGCUGUUUCGAAGCUGAGAUACUUCUUAUCUGGAAACUACGCGCCUUCUGCUCGCAGCUACGGAGGUUCCGCCUCGAUAAAGAAUCUAGACGAAUCCGACGGCGAUCUGGACAAGAAAUAUUCUAGUUCGUACAACGCCGUCGGCGACUUCAAGCCGAAGCCGAGACUUACCGCCAAGUAUGCCACUCUUUAUGCCGACAGCUUGAAGAACUACACGCCCGAACCUGUCAAUGUUCCUACGUCGGCUGGGGCUGGAGAUUCGUCGACCGCGAACCCUGACGUCAUCAAUUUCAUACAUAAACAGGAAGAGUACAUCGAGCAAUUAGAAAGGGAGAGUCAGUACUGCAGGGACGAAUUGAACAAUCUGCUCGGUAAAGUGAAGGAAGUGAUCUCGGAGAACGAGCAUCUGCACGAAGCCCAGAAGAACAAGUUGAUUUCUAGAAUGUUCCAUUCGUACAAUGGCUCCGAAACUGAUGACGUCGACGACAGCACCGGUCUCGACAGUGACAAUAAGACAAGCCCAUCGAAAGCUCGGAAGACGUCUAAAGCUCGUGGUACGCGGCUGGAAGGUCCAAAUAUCGUCUUCGAGUCCCGCAUCGCAGAACUGGAAGCUCAGCUAACUCAGGCCAAGAUCGACUUGAAGAAGCUGCAGGAUGAAAACAAUGAGAACAAACGUAAGUUGGCCUCCGGACUUGUCGACUCGACUUGCCUUGACGGCUUCAAGCGACAGAUCGACAAUCUACAGAGAGACAAGUCCACGUUGGAAGCUCAAAUAUCUAAGCUCAAACUGAGCUUGGAGCAGCGCGAAGACGACAGCGGACGUUACAGGAGAACUGAGGUCGUGGAACAACAACUAAGAGAAGAUAAGAACAGUUUGGAAGCAGAAAUAAGAAGUCUCAAGGAGGAGUUGAGCAAGGAGCGUGCGCGGGUGCGGGAGCUGGCGGGGGCGGGGGCGCGGGGCAGGGCGCGCGCCGAGCACCUGGACGACCUGCACCACGACCUCGCCGCGCAGUACGACACCGUCGCCAGACUGCAGCUCGACUUGGAUCGUCAGCGGCGCGAGGAGAACGACCUCAAACGAGAACUGACCCUGAAGAACUCCGCCGUUGAGGAACUGAAGAUGGAACUCAAGAAUAAAACUGCAUCUCUCCAGGCUGAUCUAUCUCAGGCUCACGCCGAGAAGGCUUCGUUGGAGGAGGAGCUGGCGAGCGCGCGGCUGGCCUUAGAGCGACACCAGCGCCAGACCAAACACGAAACUAAUCGACUUAAUUCAGAGAUCCAGUCCCUUCGUCAGCGUCUGGACCGAGCUGACGCAGAUCUGGUGCACUCGCGCCGCGAGAACCUGCGUCUCUCUGAGCAGAUCUCCAAUCUCGAAAAAGAGAUUAACUUGAAGAGCUUGAGCCCGAUCUCUUCAGAGAAGAACAAGAAGGAAAAGGAGUUGUCUACCAUGCUGGAGUCAAUUGACAACAAGCACGGCAGAGCGCGGCUACGUGCAGACGAACCGAUCACACGUCACUCCCGGUCGGGGUCGCGGGACCGACUGAUAAAGGAGACUCGCACCUCAAGGCGCCGCUCCGGAAAAGAGUCCGAUUCGUCGUGUAAACACCAGCCGAUAAUCGUUGGCCCGUUGACGACAAAUCAGGAUCUCGCUGACGCUGACGGCGAAAGGACCUACAAUUUGCCGCUUAUGAUCCAACAGCCCUUUUUACGGGAGAAAAAGGAGCCAAUCAAAGUUGAUAUAAGCGUCAAGUUGAUACCGAAAUCGAGGAGGAGAGACAAGAAACGCACAGCACAAGUAGAUGAAGUUGCUUUAGACGAUAAAGGCGUUAAGAAUAGUGUUAGUAUGGAGGUGUCAGAAGGUGCGGUACGGGUUUUAAGCGAAACAGUUGAAGUUAUUGAUGGCACCCCUAAUAUAGAAGCUUCACGAUUGGAAAACGAUGUUGAAGAUGACAGAAGUCAUUUAAGUCCAAUUAGUAUAAAAGUUACAUCGCCAAAAGCAAACACUGCCGAACUAGAGAAUAUUGUUCUAGAUAAAACCGAAGAUACACGUGAUAGUACAGAUGGAGAUGCGAAUGAAGAUGUUGACGAAACUAAUCUAGAAUUAUCAGAUACAAUUAUUCCAGCUCCAAAUAUAGCUUCUGAAGAUAUAGAUGAAAAAAUUGAACUUACAGAAGAAUUAGUUCCCGUACCAACAGAAUCUAUUGAGAAGGCAGACGAAGAUACUUAAAAAUUUAUAAAAAUUUAAUACAUAUAUCGGCAGUGUAAUAUGCGAAAGUUUAUUAGGUAUAGUUGUAUGAAAAAAAAAAUCUGUAAUACUCCUUGUAUUAGUAGUCGCAGUGAAUGUUCCAUGCUUAUUAUUUUAUUUGGAAAUAACCAGUUAGUUUAAGUGCAAUGUGAACGUGAUAUUGUUAAUUAAGUUAUAAAGUUUCUUGUUGUUUUUAACUGACCUCGAAAAAAGAGAAGGUUCACACAAUUUUAGUGUAUUUUUGUAUCUUAAUUUUCUCAUGUGGUUCCAAAUUCUAUUAAGAUGUGACCAAUAAUUUUUGAGUUA
Messenger RNA from Bombyx mandarina (wild silkworm), 2938 nucleotides. RefSeq lists its product as uncharacterized. Gene Ontology annotation, biological process: centrosome cycle; establishment of cell polarity; neuron migration. Gene Ontology annotation, cellular component: centrosome; centriole. The record is from RefSeq and is a predicted model, not a curated record. NCBI's taxonomy places the organism in Eukaryota, Metazoa, Arthropoda, Insecta, Lepidoptera, Bombycidae.